AAAAAAAAAAAUUCACCUCAGGUCACUCGCCUAAUGCCUACAUAGUACCAAGACUAUUUGCUUUGGUUUUUGUUUACCUUCUCAAGGCUUUUAUUGUUAUUAUUUUUUUGUUUCUUCUUCGCCAUCUCUUUUGACCGACUCUCUUCAUUCAACAACUUAUUAUUGCAUGUUUUAAAGACCCAAGACAAAACAAAAACAAAAUCAAAAAGCCAAACUGAAUCUCUUUCCUGAGAUUCUUUUGAUCUUUGUUGAUAGGUUCUUUCAAGUUCUUAAGUUAACUCAUGUAAAGGAUUGUGUUUCUUUGUUGGGUUUCUUUCAAUGGGACCCAUUAGAGGGUUCAAGAGAAGAAAGAAAGCAUCAGACAAGAAGGUGGUUGACCAGAAUGUCUUUCCUUUUUCUGCUACUGUUGCUUCUCCUUUUGGGUCUCAACCUCAGCCUUUGGAUUGGUGGGAUGAGUUUUCCAAGAGGAUUUCAGGUAUUAUGAUAGCAUUUGUUUCUCUACAGUUCUCAAUGUUUAAGGCAUUUGAUUGUAUUGUUUUCUGUUUUUAUACAUUACGUUUUCCUGCUGCUUGAACUUUUAUGUAAUGAUUAUUAUAAGGGUUAUCGGCUUUGCUUUAUGUUUAAUGGAAUUUCAUGACUCGGGUCUAAUUGGGUUUCAGUCAAUUUGGUUGAAUUUAUAUAACAUGGCUGGUGAAUGGGAAUGGUACAAGAUAGAGCAUUGCUGGUUUACAUUCUUUGCAAGUUGCAAGUUUGAAAUUUUAUGUAUUUGGUAUUUUGCUUUUGUGGAUUGUUUGCAGUGCUGGGAAUUUGAUUAUCCUUUACAUCCUUUGGGCCGUGUCCUAUGCAGUGUUCCGAGAGGCAAUUUGUUCGGUUUUUAUUUUAAACUGUUUCUGAAAAAAUUUCAGAUUAGGACAUGAGUUAAAAUAUAGCUUUAGUGAGUAGAUUGAUGUUUUGAGGUAUUUUGGAUAUAAUGCACAUGCUAAAUAUUCCUUAAUAACUUAGUAUGCAUUUCAUAGUUCAUGUUUUGUCUGCCUGUGAUUUUAAGCUUUUGUAAAUUAUAUUCAUCAAUGGUAAUCAUGACAAGCAUUGUAUUUUUCAAGGGCAUCUGGACUUGAGUCAGAUCUACAUUUUUCUAGUUGGAUUGAAUCCUGUAUCAAGAGUUUUUUUGUUUAUAGGCUAGGUAAAAGUUGAACUCUGAACCUAAAAAUUUUAUCCUAUUUCAGUAUGUGCAUCUCAAAGGCUAAGAAAUGGGUCUCCCAAGCUCUAUCUUAAUCUUUUACAUUCGUUACAGAUGUUGCUUUCAUAUACAAUCCCUCUUUAUUGACUUGCAAUCAGAUGAGUGAUAGCCAUCUUCAAAUCAUUUCUUAUUGCAAAACAUCUUGUCAUUUUGAUUGAAACUUGGUUUUGUUUGUAUGAAGUAGUCUAUUAAGUGUCCUAUGAAGAAGGGACUUUAUGUACUUUGAGAGCAUCUUAAAACUAGGUUCAACCUACAGCAGUAUAGAUAGAGUGGUCUUAUUAUAGAAGCCUUAAUGACAAGCAAUUUACGUUAGCAUAUGACCUUACACAGAGUGUAAAGGCCAGGAACAGCUGGAGGGUGGGCAAAUUAUAUUGUCAUGGAGUAGUUUGGCUGAUAUUCUUCAACCAUGUUGACAUGAUUCUUAUUCAAGCAACCCUGAAUAUCGGGAAGCAUAAAUCGAAUAGCAUCAAUGAAUGUUUUUGAAUAUAGGAUGAUCAAGGUCAUAAUUCAUUAACAUUUUGGACAAUGUAGUCAUUAACAAAAAUGAAGAAUGUCUUAACAUGCUUUGAUUGUUUAGCAUCUUUGUUUUCCCCCCCUUUGGAAUAACAUCUUGCACAUCUAAAAGGGUAAACAAGCUAUUAUUUUUCUCAAGAGUUUAGCUUGAAAUGAUUGAACCAUAGCUUUUCUUAACAAAGCAUCAGUGCAUCGUUCAAAUAUUUGAGUUUUUUUUUUUUUUUUUAAGCAGAGUUUUGAGUUUUAGGUGAUAAGAACAUCUCACGCUACAACGUGAACAUAAAUCAACUUUUAUCCUUCCAACCCAACCACUUAGGGCAGCCAGAAAAAUAUAAUUUCCAAAAAAUAAUUUUUUAAGAUUUUUUUAUAGUGAUUACAAUUAUUUCCUUCAUGAAAUGGACUGUUGGUCAAAAAAGAAAAGUGAUCAUUAGAGAACAAAAAAUAACACCUCAAACCUGAUUAAGUUUAUUUCAGUUUUAUUAUAUCAAGCGAGUUUCGCAAUUGAACCUUCACUAGUCACCACCAAAAGAAAAGAAAAAAGAAAAAGGGAAAAAGAAAAAGGAAAAUUCUAUUGAUGACAUGCAGUAUCACAUACCAACUGUAUCAAACUGCAGGGAAACAAACCGUAGAAAAACUCUACCCCAACAAAACCCCAAACUCAUCUCACUCAAAUCCAAAAACCCUACAAAAAACUUCUAAAAGGCAUCUAGGAUUGAGGCUUCAUGACAAAAUUUGAUGCCAAAGAUAUCCAGGACAAAAGGUUCUGGUUUGUUUAUUUCCUCAUUGGUUGGGCUGCUGCUCUUCAGAGGCAUAUGAUGUGGCUGCAAAGGCAGGACUCUUUCAAGCAAAAAUUUGCUAAUGGUGAUGAACAAGAAUACUUGUCCCAAAGUUGAAAUCUUUUUAUUCAAUCAGGAAUCAGCAAAUGGUUUUUUUUUUUUUGUGGAGUGAAUUUUGAAGUUCAAGAAGAUUUAGUAUUGGUGAGAUUCAUCGAAAUCUGUAUGUAAAGUAGCAAUUUCUUUUUUUUUUUUCAAUUUAUUUCUACAUGUCAUAAUACUUGUACUCUGGAAUUUGAAUAUCUGAAUUGAAAAUAAUUGGGCAGUCUCUAUGAAUUGAUUGGUUUGUCUUGUAAGUUGUAAGUGCUAUUUUGUUUAUGUGACUGCUUGGAAUAAUGUAGGAUGUUUAGGUUCUAAUAUUUAAAUGGUGAGUUUAUUAAGAUUGUUCGGUUAAACCUUGGAAUUGAAAAUGCAUGGAACAAUGUAGGAAUAGUAUGCGUGGAAAUUUGAAUAAAAACAAAUUGAUGUUACAAAUUUAAUGAUUGUAGAUUGCAGGUGUGAUUAUAGUAUUUAAUGCUAAACUGUCAUAGAUAAAUUCAGUUCUAAUGACAUCAUGUUGAUUGAUACUAUAAGUUGUGAAGUAUGGAACUGGUUCAAACAUGUAGACCAGGCACGCUCAUGUCAACGCUUGGUUGCCAAUUGUGUAUGUAUUGUUUAAUGGUUUAGAUUUUCUUCUUGACGAGAGAUAAAAUUGAAAAUGGCUGACAUUC
This is a messenger RNA of Durio zibethinus, 3293 nucleotides long. NCBI's taxonomy places the organism in Eukaryota, Viridiplantae, Streptophyta, Magnoliopsida, Malvales, Malvaceae. The record is from RefSeq and is a predicted model, not a curated record.